Molecule: messenger RNA, 3558 nt
Organism: Klebsormidium nitens
Lineage: Eukaryota; Viridiplantae; Streptophyta; Klebsormidiophyceae; Klebsormidiales; Klebsormidiaceae
Source: the annotation of a GenBank genome assembly
AUGCAGGGCCAUGAGUCCUGGUCUGCGCCACAGAUUAGAGAGGUGGAGGCAGCAUUGACGCAGUUCCACAGCCAACAGGUCUCCGCGGUUCGGGGGUCUCUGGAAGAGCUGGCAAAGCGCGCGGCCGGCGGCAAAGUCUUCCCCCAGGAAGAGCUGGAGAAGCUUGCCGGUGCUGACGUGGCAGACCAGAUGCAGAGGAACGUGGCGCCGUCUCUGACCAGGACGGCCAGCGGAAAGAGUGGCGGCUCGUCACCCGCACAGAGUCCCCGACCUCCGAGGUCCCCUCCUGUGAGCAACGGCAAGGUGGCCGCGCGCGUAGCGGAAAACCUUGCUGUGCGCGUCCCAGCCCCCAUCUCCGAGGAUGAUGAUUCCAUCAAGCAGCGAGUGACGCCGCCCUCGCACAGGAAAAGCCUGGAGAGCUUCAAGAGGGGUGGCGUGGAGCUGUCGGGGGCCACUGCUGGCAACGCCCGCCGGAUGAGGGAUGGCAUCCGCCAAAACUUCAUCUUCAGCGAUCUGGAGCCCGCGCUCCGAGAGGAGAUCAUCGACGCGUUUACGGACAUUCGCAUCGCGCCAGGAACGGAAGUCAUCAAGCAAAACGACAUGGGUGACAACUUCUACAUCGUGGACGUUGGCGAGUUUGAGGUCGUCAAGCAGGAGGGAACGGACCCCCCGGUUGUGGUCAAGGUCAAGGGUCCCGAGGAGAGCUUCGGCGAGAUCGCGCUUCUCUAUGACUGCCCCCGAAACGCGACGGUUAGGGCGCUAACCCACGGCUUACUGUGGUUCGUGGACCGGGUGACGUUCAAGAGCAUCAUCCUGCGUCAUCUGACCGAGUCCAAGCCGGCUCAGAUCUUGCGAGAGGCCCCUGCGCUGCACAAACUCGCGACCCGUGAUGUGGUCAACCUCUCCAACCAGAGCAAGACUGAGCUCUUCUCGCGUGGGGAGUGCCUCAUCAAAGGAGGGAGCAUCAUGGAGAAGGUCUACGUUAUCGCGGAGGGCCAAGUCAGAGUUACCAACGGCGCGCCCCCUCGCGCCGGCAUGCGCCAGGUGGCGGUCUCUAGCGCUGACACGGCGGCCGUUCUGGGCCGGCUGGCGGUGCUCGGGGAAAGCAUGCUGCUGAGCGGAGAGCAGAUCAGCACCUUCAACUACGUGGCAGCUUCCGACACGGUUACCGCGAUCACGAUCGACCGCGCGCUGUUCGACGCGCACAUUCUGGGCACCGUACGGCGCGGCCUGCAGCUGCAGCUGGUGACCGUCGCGCUGCAGCGCGUGCCCGCGCUCUCCGACCUCAAAGACGACCAGCUCGAGACCCUCGCCGAAAGCUUCACUGAGCAGUCCCUUCCCUGCGGCAGUGAAGUCACUCGCGCCGGAACCGUUUCCGGCAACCAGGCGCGCAUCUACAUCGUCCAAUCUGGGCGGAUCUCGCUCGCGAACAUGGGCGAUUGGCCCGGCAGCCCCUCGGGGGGCAGCUCCCCCUCUAGUUCGCCCGGCCCAGUCCUCACCCGCUCAAAGACGUCGAACUCAGCAGGAUGGGGUUCUCGCAUCGGCGGCAUGUUCCGCAGCGAAAGCUCCCCCAAGGCGGGCGGCGGAAGCGCCCCGGGCAGCCCCAGCGGAACCGCGCAGGGCCUUCCGGUCACCGGAACCAUGUCCACCGGACACGGCAGCAACUCGCCGUCCCGGUUCAAGCUCACCGAGCAGCCGUUCGACGAAGCGGACUCGAAUUCGGACGAUGAGGACAACUCGGAAGCGCCCGGAGAAGCGUCCGAAAAGGUCGGGGCGUUGCGCCGGCCGCUGGGCAUGCAACCGGUGAAGCUGUCGAGGACGAACACGCUGCCGUCGCCCACCGGAAGGGCGCCCAUGACGCCCGUGCUCCAGUCUACUCGGUCGCUGCAGACCGCCAAAGCCUGCGUCACGACGUACGGUUGCUUCGGCGACGAGGCGCUGCUGGGGGGGACCCACAUCAUCUGCUCGACGACGGCCGUCGUGGAAUCCGGCGACGGCUCUGUCGUCCUUUCGAUCUCCUUGAGCGAGUUGACAGCCAUCCUGGGGCCAAUCCAAGAGAUCCUCAUGAAGGCGACCAACCUGCGGGUGCUCAGGUCCGUGCCGUGCUUGGAUUACCUCACCGAGAGCGAGGUGGAGGUUUUGGCCACGGCCAUGGGGGUGGUGCGCUUUGCCCCAGGCGAAAACAUCUAUAAGGCCGGGGAACCUGCGGACCGGAUGUACGUCGUUCGCAAGGGCACCGUCCAGGAGAUGCCCGCCGCGUCGGCCGGCGGCCGCGGCGCGCGCAGCAGCUGCGAGGGGCGAGCGUACGCCAAGGGCGCGUUCUUCGGGGAGAGCGCGCUGAUCGGGCCCGGCGUGCGCAAGGAGACGGUCGUCGCGGGCGGCCUCGAAGCGCGCGGGUUCCAGGAGCCGAGGAGCCCUGUCGCAGGCCUGAAAGAGAGCGGCGGCCGCAGCGGGGGCUCCUCCCCGACCGUGCCCGGGACCGUCGAGCUGUACUAUCUAGAUCGGGCGGUUUUGGAGGCGAACCUGGGCCCGCUCGAGGAAGUGCGCGAGCAGCGGCGGAAGGAGGACGAGCUCAAGGGCAUCGUCAAGGCGAUUAAGCUGGAGGAGUUGGAGGAACUGGGGCUUCUGGGCACAGGUCUGUUUGGCAAGGUGAAGCUGGUCUAUAACAAGCGCACGGGCGAGCACUACGCGCUCAAGUGCGUGAGCAAGACAAAGGUGGUGCGGAUGCAGGAGGAGGAGCACCUGCGCAACGAGAAGCUGCUCAUGAGCGAGCUGGAGCACCCCUUCAUCGCGAAGCUCAUCCGGACCUUCAAGGACAAAGACAACGUGUAUCUGCUGCAAGAGUUGACUACUGGGCGGGAGCUGUUCCUGUUCAUGGAGAAGGCGGGCCGGCUCAAGGAGUGGGAAGCAGCCUUCUACGCCGGCGGCGUCUUGUUGGCGCUGGAGUACAUGCACGGCAAGGGCAUCGUGUAUCGGGACCUGAAACCGGAGAACACGCUGAUCGACGAGAGCGGCUACCCCAAACUGAUCGACAUGGGCUUCGCCAAGCGGCUCGCUCCGCACCGGAAAACCUACUCCAUGUGCGGAACGCCGGACUACAUGGCGCCGGAAAUCAUCCGGCGGCAGGGCCACACCAAGGCCGUCGACUACUGGGCGCUGGGUUGCAUGAUUUUCGAGAUGGUGACCAACACCAGCCCCUUCAACAGGGGGGAUGAUCCGCCGCAGACCGUCUUCCAGCGCAUCACGGAGGGCCGGCUAAGCUUCCCGUCGUACAUGACGCCCGCGUGCGUCGACAUCAUCCGAAAGCUGCUGGACCCAAACCCGGAAACUAGACUGGGCUGCGGGAAGAAUGGAGCGAAGGACAUCAAAGACCACCCCUUCUUCGCUAAGGAGAUCAACUUCAACCUGUUGAUCCGCUUGAAGGAGGAAGCGCCGAUGAUCCCACCCAAGGUGGACAAUUUCGGCGACCUGUGCAUCGACGAGGACGUCCGACAAGACGAAAUGGACGCCCCGCUGACAAAGGUCGUAGACCACUCCUACUGGGACGACAUCUUCUAA